Molecule: messenger RNA, 6795 nt
Organism: Haemorhous mexicanus (house finch)
Lineage: Eukaryota; Metazoa; Chordata; Aves; Passeriformes; Fringillidae
Gene: TCP11L2
Product: t-complex 11 like 2
Exons: 12
Coding region: 2090-3775 (561 amino acids)
Biological process (GO): signal transduction
Source: RefSeq, a predicted model, not a curated record
AAUAAGGAGAUGCGGACAGUUUCUACUGGCAUAAGCGGAGGCUAGCCCAAGCGCCUCGAAUAACUCGCCGCAGGCAGGCAGGAAAAGAUGACGCACCUCCCCGCUUCCACCGUCAGAGAUGGACAUGCCCGAGGAAGACAUGCUGACAGAGGUGGAGUCAGUGAAAGGGAAACUCGAGACCAGAUGAGAUUCAGUCGGUGCCAGCUUGAAGAUAGUAAGAAUGUGAACCCAGCAGAAUAAACAAAGUUCAGACUUUCAUAGUGGUAAAACUGGACAGAGCACUCGUAAGUCUGUGUCCCUGCACACUUCCUUUGAACAAAGCAGGGUUGUGAAAAACCUUUGCUUGAAGAUGGUGUCUGAAGAAAAUACCCAACUGUUAAACUGUCUUUCUCCCUCCUCCCCCCAGGUGCUUUGUAAAAUAACUUCUAAAGCAAACCUACAGAAAUAAAAAGUGUGUUUGUGUCUUCUAAAACUAACCCAGUCUUGCAGUCUUGAUAAGUUCUAAAUGAAGAAUCUAGUUGGGGGAUGAAGUAACCAAUUAAGAACAAGAUGCCUUUAAGCAUCUGCAGUUUUGUAUUAAUUUUCUUUUUACUAAAAAGAAUAAUCCUCACCUGUCUAAAUAGCAGAAGUGUGAGAAUUUAUAUUUUCAUUGUUAAAUUAGCUGGGAUCUUGGGGUUGGUACAUGUAGAAGAUACUUUUAGCUUGGUCUUCCAAAAAGUUUAUCCUUAAAAAACCCUACAGUAUGGUACUGAUUGAAAGAAAGCAAAUGGUGUGAUGAAGCCCACUGUGAUGGUGUCCAGCCUAAUAUAAAUGUAAAUGUGGGUGUAGUCUUUAAUGCAGCAGAAUAAAGCAGGUUGUAACUUCAGGCUGACCCUUUAAUAGAACAAUUGGUAUAUUAAUAUGUGUAUUAAAACAACAGCCUAAUAUGUAAUAAUUAAUAAGCAAAUUAAAAAAAAAAACAAGAUGGUAUUGUGUAUCCAAAAUGGUGAGUUACAGAGAGAUCUUGCAAGGCUGAAGGGCUUUUUGACACAUUUUUAUGUGACUGUUAUACUAAUUUAAAGUUCUAAAUGAACAUGGCCAUUAGUUAAUAAUGAGAACUUCUGUGCUAUCUACAAAAAUGUAAGGAAAAUCAGUUCUUCCAGUGUAUGCUAUAAAGCAAAGACCAAGUGACUCAGUUGAUUAUUGUUGUAACUAAUUAGAAUUGCCAUUUUUGGUUUGUACUUACCUUUCAUAUGCUCAAUGACUGUAUUUUUGCCUAAGUGUUUUAGAUGGCCCCUGCAGGUUCUGCUUGUAUAUUCAUGUAUGUUUAGUUUGAUGUGUUUAUCUUUUAAACGUAGAAUUUAGCAAUAAUGUUCUGAAUCUGCAGAGUGCACCCAUUCUUACUUCCUAUUGUGCUUGAAGCAUUCUACUAGGAAAUGUAUUUAGUGUGGCGAAAGAUUGCAGUGGUUUUUUGUGUGUCACCUCCUGUUGCAGUGUUGAAACUUCUUACUUAAAUGAAGCCUUCUGAAGCACCCUGCUGACAGCUCUGCUGUCUCUAUGUGUGCAUAUAUUGUGGGAGCAGGUUUGGUCUAGAUACAUCAAAAUGCAUGUGCAUCUUUGAAAUGCAACUAUUUGCAUUGAUCCUUUGCUGGGACUAAUGCUUAAGGACUUAAUGUAUAUAGACUUCUAAUUCUGCCUUAACCACUUGAUCUUCUUGGAAAUCAAGAUGGGGUGGAAAAUGGCAGUGCUGACUCACCUUCAUGACUGGUUUAGUAUUUAUCUCAGAAUGACCUUGCAAAACUGAAGCUUAUUAACAUUGUCAUACCUAGAAGUAAGAGGUAAUUCAUGAAAUGAUGAUGUGUAAAUUGUGUGAGAGUAUUUGGGGUUUUAAUGGUCAUUUACCUUCUUCCAUCUUCUUAACACCUGAACUGAAGCAGUAGACACGCAGUGAAUUGCUCACAUUCGGCAAGCAAUUUACAGGACUUUGGGCCACUACACUGCGAACAACAUUAAUCAAAUAUUUUGAUGGACCACAUGCUGCAACAUUAAUCUUUUGGAGGUCUUGUUUACUGUGUAAACAAGGUAAACGGAAUCAGAAUGCCUCUCAGUGAUGACCAGAAUAGUGACUCAGAUUCUUCACGGCUCUCAGAAAGCACAGCUUCUUCCAGUGACUCAGAAUAUUCCAGGCAGAGCUUUAACAGUGAUUCUUCAAGCAAACCCAGCUCCCCAGCAUUGCAUCUCCUGUGUGUGGAACACCAGCAGCAGCUGUAUCCAUGGGGGUCUCCCGGUGCAUUCCUUCCCUUCAGAAAAUAUAAGAAAAGUGUGUCACCAUGGUCUUCCUAGCCUUGACAUUGGUAGCAGCCUCCCACUCAACCAGAUACGCUUUUGUGCAAAGGCUAGCCCUCCCAAGGUUAUCACAUUUGAUGAACUGAUGGCAGCUACAAGAAAUCUGUCAAACUGGACUCUAGCUCAUGAAAUUGCUGUAAAUGCAAAUUUUUGCAUAAAACAUGACGACUACCCACAAAACAGCUUUGCAGGCACAGUGAAACAAAUUGUACACAAGGCAUUUUGGGAUCAUUUGGAAUCAGAACUGAAUGAAGAUCCUCCAGAAUACAAACAUGCUAUCAAGCUCUUUGAGGAAGUUAAGGAGAUUCUUCUUUCUUUCCUGACUCCUGGAGCAAACAGGAUUCACAAUCAAAUUUGUGAAGUUCUCGAUACGGAUCUUAUAAGACAGCAGGCAGAACACAAUGCUGUUGAUAUUCCUGGGCUAGCUAACUAUGUCAUCAACACUAUGGCAAAGUUAUGUGCUCCAAUAAGAGACAACGACAUAAAACAGUUAAAAGCAACUGACAAUAUUGUAGAGUUACUGAGACAAAUAUUCCAUGUUUUGGACCUGAUGAAAGUGGAUAUGGCAAAUUACACAAUUAAAAGCCUUAGGCCAUACCUCUGGCAUAACUUGGUGGACUAUGAAAGAACAAAAUUCCAAGAAAUUCUUGAAGAAACACCAAGUGCCCUGAAUCUCACAACAGAAUGGAUAAAAGAAUCAAUAGAAGAUGAAUUGUCAUCUUUUUCUGAUGAGUCUUCAUCAUGCCCCGGUGCUGAUAGUAGUUCAAAACCAAUUAUUAGUCCUACACUGGUGCUAAACAAUGGCUACUUGAAACUGUUACAGUGGGAUUAUUGCAAAACAAUUCCAGAGACUCUAAUAACAGAUGAAGUUCGUCUUCAGGAGUUGAGAGAAAAGCUCAAUCAAUUAAAAGUCAUAGCUUGUGUUUCUCUCAUAACAAACAACAUGGUGGGUGCAGCAAUUGUAGAUAUGCCUGAUUUCGCUGACCAGCUGAAAAGGAUCUCCCUUCCUCUUCUUGAAGGCAUGAAUAAGAAAAAUUUUGACUUGAAGGAGGCUCUGAAUGCUAUUGGUGUCCAGAUUUGCAGCAUAGUGAACAAGUCUCUAAGUGAAAGAAGUCUUCCCAUUCUUAGUGAAGAAAUGCAGAAUAAUUUAAUGGGUCAAAUCGCUCAUAUUGUUGAGAAGAAUAAUCCUGUCUGUUCCUUGAUUGACAAACGAAUCCAGCUCUUCAUGAGAAGCUUGCUUGCUCUUCCGAGUUUUCAGAAGUGUACGCCUACUAUGCCAGGAGGCCUUUCUGUGAUUCAGACAGAGAUAGAGUUUCUGGGAUCUCAGUAUGCAAGCAUUGUAAACUUCAAUAAAAAAGUGUAUGGACCAUUCUAUGCAAACAUACUUAGAAAACUGCUUUUUCCUGAGGCAGCAAUGGAGAAAACAGAAGCAGAAACAUCUAGCAAUUAAAAAAUGUACCCUUUUUUAAUCUUCCAAGACAGCGGGGAAGUCACAACUCUAAGAGCAGCCUACUCCAGUGACUGUUGAUGGGGGAAGGUCUUGUAAAAUGUAUACAGAUAGUUUCUGAAAUUCACUGUAAAGAAAUUAAUGUCAGAGUCAUAUAUAUAUUUUAAUAGAAAAAUAUUUGUUUAAUGGAUUGUCACUUGUAAUAGCCAGAGAAUUAUUAAUUUCCAUAGCAAACAUUUAUUAUGACUUGCAGUGGGAAAGAGUUGGAAAGAUACUUACUCUUUUGCCACCAUCAAAACAAUGUCAUUUUUCAACUCAAAUAUAUUUACAUAUAGCAAUGCAUAUAAGGAAAUGAGAAAACAACUGUAGAUAAAAUAUACUAUGCUUACAUUGUAUUUUUGUAGAGUAACACCUCAGACAACAAUUAUGUUUCUGAGAAUACUUUGAAGAAGAAAGUAUUGCAUAACUGCUUUAGUAACCAAACCAGGCCAAGUUCAGGUACUCCUGCAAUUACUGGACCCAGAACUUUGCCUCUGUUACAUUAAGGAAUGCCAGUGUUACAAGCUGUUUGCAGGAUAGCACUUACAGAAGCAGUGUUCGUGAUUUCAAGUAUGAAUCAUUCAGAACUUCUCAACUCUAAUUGAGAUUAAGGAUAAACAUCUGAGAAACAUGAUGUUGGGGGGGGAGUAAAUUUCUGUAUAUAAUUAAUUUGUUUAAAAGCAUUUUGUUUAUUCAUUGGAGGUCAUACAGAGCUUUAAUAUGUGUAUGUAUUGAUCUUUGAUUGUAAUUGGUGGGUAUUAAGUAUUUUUAAGUUAGGUCUUUCUAACCUUUAUUCCCUUAAAAGCACUUAACCCUGACCUCACAGUGUACCACAGAAGAACUGCCCCUUUCAUGCCCUUAUCCAACAGAAUAUAAUUUUUUCACAAGAUAUUCUUAGAUCUGAAAGCAAGAACCUGAGUAAUUAGCAAUUUUUGAAAAUAUUAUCAUAUUCACUUUUUUUACGGAGUGUGUGAGAAAUACUCCUGUUUUCCUCAAAUUUCUUUGAACUGGGCCCUAAUAUAUGGUUCCCAUUUAAGGCAUUGGGAAUCUUGCAUACAGAAAAUGAAUAGGAUUGAAAAAGAAAAAUGUGGAAGUGAACUACUUUAGGUUUACACAGGCUUUAUCUUGCAUAUUUCAGAUUACUGAGAUUAGAUAGUGCUGGAGCACAUAUUAUAGACAUGUUCUUGUCUAUGAAAUUGAAUAAUUUACUUGAAAAUGAUAUAUUAAAAUAUUACCAUAUAAUAUUCCUUCUAAGAUGUCAUAUAUAGAAAACCUUGGUGUGGUACAAGAUAGAGUUGCUUUUAGUAUUUUAUAUUACAGCCUAUUUUUUAUGAAGAGUCAAAAAUAACCUGUAAAAGCAUAAUGUGUCACACAAAUUGUUUGUGUACAUUACUGUGUCUAUCAUAAAGGUCUAAAAAACCUGGGCAUUAUUAGCACUGUGGUUUUGUAGUACAUUUCUACAGGAAUGUGUACCCUUUAUAGCAAAGGAAAUUACUUCUAUUCAGUUGUUCUAUGUUCAAGGACUUUGGUCACAUGUAAAUGUUAAGGAAAACUUUCUUCAAAAUGCCUUUUUAGAGAAAAUUUUCUAGUGCACUUCUAUCCCCUGUGAAAACAUUGCACAAAAUAAAGAUGAAUACGUGUUUUAAAGGGAACUGUUUCCUGGGAAACCUAGGAGAAAGGAACUCUUAGACCAUCAUAACUGUGCCACUAGGUAAGCCAGACUUGCUCAGAUGAAUAUGAAAUUUUGGUAGGCAAUUCAAAAUAAUGAAGAGAAGAAUGCAUUUCAAAAACAGCUAGAGGGAAUGAAUCUUAGUAAUUUGCUACAAUUUUAGAAAUACCUGCAUGAUUUUGAGCUUCAGCCAGAAAAGGAUUUUAUGAACAUUUGAAGGUGAUAAUGUGAUUAUGAACUUUUAAUUGUAAUAUUUUAUGUGAAAAAUGCGUAUUUUAUGAUUGGCUUUUCGCAGAUAUUAAAAUGAAUAUUAUAUGUGUUGUGUUAGAAAGUAAUGCUGUAUUAAUUCUCUUCAGUAGUGUGUUAAAUAUAGUUUUAGGUUAUAAAAAUUGUUAAAAUAGAAACUGUGCUGUGUAGGGUACUUUUUUUAAAGAAAGGACUUGCAGCGAGAUAGCAGCCACAGGACACCUAAAUCUUUUGGAGAAAAAGAAUUUAUUGCUCCAUUAUCAGAAGAAACGAACUUCUUCCCGCCUCGAAGGCGCUGUUAGGAUUAGGAGGAAGAAGUUGACGAUGACCAGGCCGAAUCCUGUGUUUGAAUGGAAUUUAUGCAUCAUGCAUGAAGUGUAUGAAUAUGCAACAGGCUGUUGUUUUUAAGGGUUAAUCCUUUGUUAACGGGUGUCCUUUUUCGGGCUUGUGCUGCCCAGAAAAAGGUACCCGGACAUCUGUAACUCUUUGCUUUUUAUUGUCUCAUAUUGUCUUAAUUCAAAUUGUCUAAAUUAUUAUUACUCUAAUUGUACUAUUAUUUUUAUAACUAUUUUAUUACUAUUAAAUCUUUAAAAUUUUAAAAAACAAGUGAUUGGUGUUUUUCACAUUUUAUGUCUGUUCUAUUGUGCAAAUAAUUAUCAAACUUCAGUUCUUUAAUGAGCUGGAAAAACUGUCAUACUAGUUUUUACCAGUAAUACUCAAAGCAUAGCAUUUAUUUUGGGGGGGGAUUGGUGAUUAAGGUGACUUGCAAAGGACAUUUUGUAGCAUGGCCUGUGUUUCAAGUGAUUGCUUAAUGUGUUUUAAUUUAAUGUUUCAAACAGGGACAUUGCAUCUGUUUAAUGUCAUGAGUUGCAUGCUGUUUAUGCUACUGUGGCUGAAAUGCACUUGACUCAGAAGUUGUCCUUGUGAAAAAAGAUGCCAUUCUGUAGCAGCUUUGUUAAAAACCAAGUAUUUGAGGGUUUGUAUGCAUUAAAUUUUGUUUGUGAUAUCAGCGAUGGUGAAAAAUCAUUUACACAAAUGUUAUUAAAUGCAACAGAUUGUUAAAUGCCAA